AUGCAGAUGCGCCAAAGAACGCUGUUAUUGAAAGUGGGAGAAAAUUACAAACGCAGGGCGGAUGGUGCGGCGGUAAAUGGCAAAGAAAAGCUGUUUGCUGUAGCCGAGGUGGUUGGGGAUACGGCGGAUACGGCGGUGGAUACGGCGGCUAUGGAGGUUACGGAGGCUACGGUGGUAUGGGAGGCUACGGUGGUAUGGGAGGCUAUGGUGGCAUGGGAGGCUAUGGUGGUUACGGAGGUUGGGGAGGAUACGGCGGUUACGGUGGAGGUUACGGAGGAUAUGGCGGUUACGGCGGUGGAUACGGAGGAUAUGGUGGUUACAGAGGCUGGGGUGGUUACGGAAGAGGAUAUGGAUAUCAUGGCAAGAAAUACUGAACGAUGUCUGGACUACCAUAGAUGCCUUUAUAAAAACGACUGGAAUCAAAUGGACUUGAACCUUCUUAAUCAUUCAUAUUAUGCUCAUGUUGAAAAAAAGAAUAAAAAAAAUAAAUAUCAAGUAAAAUAAAUACAAUGUAUUUAUCGCA
Messenger RNA from Ruditapes philippinarum (Manila clam), 523 nucleotides. RefSeq lists its product as uncharacterized. NCBI's taxonomy places the organism in Eukaryota, Metazoa, Mollusca, Bivalvia, Venerida, Veneridae. The transcript is spliced from 3 exons. The record is from RefSeq and is a predicted model, not a curated record. Bases 1 to 504 code for a protein of 167 amino acids.